Messenger RNA from Vitis riparia (riverbank grape), 1723 nucleotides. RefSeq names its product DELLA protein GAI-like. Bases 30 to 1514 code for a protein of 494 amino acids. Gene Ontology annotation, molecular function: sequence-specific DNA binding; DNA-binding transcription factor activity. Gene Ontology annotation, cellular component: nucleus. The transcript has a single exon. NCBI's taxonomy places the organism in Eukaryota, Viridiplantae, Streptophyta, Magnoliopsida, Vitales, Vitaceae. The record is from RefSeq and is a predicted model, not a curated record. Gene Ontology annotation, biological process: negative regulation of gibberellic acid mediated signaling pathway; hyperosmotic salinity response; salicylic acid mediated signaling pathway.
AUUAUUAUGACCUGGGAAGCUUUCCGGUUAUGGCUAAUGCUCAGGAGGAUUUCAAUGUUCAGGACGAUGGGCAGCAGCAAGAUGCGGGCAUGGGCGAGCUCUUGGCUGUUUUGGGUUACAAUGUUCGGUCGUCGGACAUGGUGGACAUGGCUCAGAAGCUGGAGCAGCUUGAGAUGGCUAUGGGUAAUGCUCAGGAGGAUGGGGAGAAGAGCAGCAAGCGGAUGAAAACGGCGUCGUCGUGUUCUUUGUCAUCGACGCAACAAGUACAGGAGAAUUGGUUGGCGAGUGUCGCCGAGUCGACUCGGCCGGUUGUAGUGGUGGACUCGCAGGAAACGUGUGUGCGACUGGUUCGCACCUUGAUGGCUUGUGCAGACGCGGUUCAACAGGACAAUAUGAAGUUGGCAGAUGCACUGGUGAAGCACAUAGUCCUGCUGGCGGCGUCCCAAGCUGGCGCUAUGAGAAAGGUCGCCACCUACUUCGCAGAAGCUCUGGCUCGUCGAAUCUACAGAAUCUACCCUCAAGACUCUCUGGAAUCGUCUUACUCGGAUAUUCUCCAGAUGCACUUCUAUGAGGCCUGCCCCUACCUCAAAUUCGCCCACUUCACAGCCAAUCAAGCCAUCCUCGACGCCUUCGCCGGCGCCAACAGAGUUCAUGUCAUCGAUUUCGGCCUGAAACAGGGGAUGCAGUGGCCGGCUCUUAUGCAGGCCCUAGCAUUGCGCCCUGGUGGCCCACCGGCCUUUCGACUCACUGGAAUUGGCCCUCCGCAGCCGGACAAUACCGACGCGUUGCAGCAAGUGGGAUGGAAGCUGGCCCAAUUGGCUGAUACCAUAGGCGUUGAGUUCGAAUUCAGGGGAUUCGUGGCGAACAGCUUGGCGGAUCUGGAGCCAUCCAUGCUCCAAAUCCGGCCGCCAGAGGUGGAGGCCGUGGCGGUGAACUCCGUGCUGGAGCUGCAUCGCCUGCUGGCUCGACCGGGGGCCAUCGAGAAGGUGUUGUCGUCUAUCAAAGCCAUGAAGCCGAAAAUCGUGACGGUAGUGGAGCAAGAGGCGAGCCACAACGGGCCGGUGUUUCUGGACAGAUUCACGGAGGCGCUGCACUACUACUCGAACCUGUUCGACUCACUGGAAGGGUGCGGGGUUUCGCCACCGGGUAGCCAAGACCUGAUGAUGUCGGAGAUAUACCUGGGGCGGCAGAUAUGCAACGUGGUGGCGUGUGAAGGAGCGGAGCGGGUUGAGAGGCACGAGACACUGAGUCAGUGGAGGAGUCGGAUGGGCUCAGCAGGGUUCGACCCGGUUCACCUGGGCUCCAACGCCUUCAAGCAGGCGAGCAUGCUGUUGGCUUUAUUCGCGGGUGGGGACGGGUACAGAGUGGAAGAAAAUAAUGGGUGUCUGAUGCUUGGCUGGCACACUCGUCCCCUCAUCGCCACCUCCGCGUGGCAACUCAACUCCAACUUCAACCCCACCUCCACCUCUGCUCAUUCUCUCCUGAGUCUCUCUGACUUGACUCUCCAUUCCUGAUUUUUCUCUCUUCUUGCUAGUUUGUAAUCUAUUUGCUUAGAUAUUUUUCCUUAAUUAUCAUAUCCAGGGUGGACCGAUGGAUUGUGUAUCUAGCUAUUAUUAUAUUUCUCACUUUUUAAUAAAAAGGUAAGGUAGUCUCAGUUCUCACUUCUCUGGCGGAGAGCGGAGAUGGGAGACGGGAGACGGUAGGCGGUAGAUGUUCCAAUUUC